Messenger RNA from Tachysurus fulvidraco (yellow catfish), 1541 nucleotides. RefSeq lists its product as uncharacterized. The record is from RefSeq and is a predicted model, not a curated record. NCBI's taxonomy places the organism in Eukaryota, Metazoa, Chordata, Actinopteri, Siluriformes, Bagridae. The transcript has 6 exons. Bases 290 to 919 code for a protein of 209 amino acids.
GUAUUACCUCUUAGCGUGUCUAAAUUCAGACUAAAAUAAAACUCAAGUUCAGUUAGUAACUUGGAGUCAUUCACACCCUGCUGUGGGUCUCAUUGUCCUUUAGCUAAUUCACUCACUCAAAAGGCUUUUGAAAAGAAUAGACCAACCAUGGCAACCACCAUCAACUAAGGCUUACAGAGGAUUUCUAUCAAGCCUGUUGUGAGAAUGUAAGAAAAACUGAGCUGCUGAAGGCUACUAGAACAGCGUGAAUCUCAUAGAAUUACAAAUCAACCGUAUUGAAGAGAAAGUAAUGACAAUGCAGAAAAGACCACUUAGAAAGUUAUGUCCACUUCCUCCCCAUGGCCAUGAUUUGCGAUUUGGAUUAAUGCAUCUUAUGAAUGAUCAAAGGAUAAAGCCCUUGCAAGCGUUCCCUCAGGUGGGGGAGCUUCCUCCUGUCGCAGGUUUAUUGCUCUAUCCAGAUAAGCAUGAGAAGAUGGUAACAACGUCAGAAAUAGCUUUUGGUCCCAAACCUUAUGCCAGGACUGAACCAAAGAAGAUGCUAAAGUGUAGUCUGACUCUAGAGGGGGAUCAAAGCUACAUAACAACCAACCAAGAGGCUUUUCCAGCACAGGCUUUACACUGUGAUCCGUUGAUGAUGAUGAGAAAAAGUUCAGUUAAACGUGAAAGGACUCCACACUACCAAACACACUACCAGCAGAGCUUCGUCCGACCGCAGUACUUUUACGGGAGAAGACUUCAAGCGCUGCCCCGUCCUGAUAACCUUGCUAUCAACCCAGGACUGAGGGCUGACUUCAAGACAGUCCAAAUGCAGACCUACCCAGGAUGGGACAUCUCUCUUCACUCUCGUCCUCUUCCAGUUAUAAUGAAGGAGCAACUGUCACUAAAAGAGCAGCCACUCACUGCAAAAAUACUGAUCUGACAACUUCCAGGCUGUCUAUCAGAACCAUGGACUGAAGAAAGAAUUGGACCACUCACUACUGCUGCUUUACCUAAGUCGCUAUCAGAUCUAGCACACUGUUCGAAGGCAUGAUCGGGCAAAAAAAAAAAUAAACUUACACAGUUUUCCACUUGUUCACACGAAUUAUUCAACAUUUGAUUCAUAUGCUAAUGUUUGAAGUUAUGAAGCAGCUUAGGUUUUCAUCAAAGCUAUAAGCCUAAUAUAUUGUAAGAAAUCAUUAUUUACCCCAAACAGAUGGUACAUAUUUAGAAGUGUAAAUAUCUCCGCUCUACUUUUCUUUUGGAGGAAGACGAGCCUUGAUGGUAUAAAGCCACCAAUGUGUGCUGAAGAAAAUUGUGACUUCAAAUGUCUGUCAGCUAAAUAGCUACGUUUUAUUAAUGUUUAUGAAGUAUGUUAAGUCACAUGUGUCUUAAAUCACAAACAUGUGUAUGUGUUACCUCAUCUCUGAAGAUCUACAUGUGAUGCUUGUGUAAUUAUGAUGGUGUGCAUGUGUACUGUACAUGUCUUGGUUGGUCGGCUACACCUGGGGUGAACAAUUGUGUAGUCACAGACUCCUAAAAUAUCUAACACAACAGGUCACAAC